Messenger RNA from Lodderomyces margitis, 1851 nucleotides. RefSeq lists its product as uncharacterized. Lineage: Eukaryota; Fungi; Ascomycota; Pichiomycetes; Serinales; Debaryomycetaceae. The transcript has a single exon. The coding region runs from base 1 to 1851 and encodes 616 amino acids. The record is from RefSeq and is a predicted model, not a curated record.
AUGUCGAACAAUCAACCACGAGCUGGAUCACCGCUUCCUGAAUUGAAUAGGCCAACAGCCAAACGGUCUCCUUCUAUUUUGGUUACCGAUGCACGGAGUCAUCAAGUCAAGGGGGCUAGAGCUCCAUUUGCAGGGCACAGUUUCAGAAAGCAACAACAACGCCAACAGCAGCAACACCAGUCGUCGUAUAGUUUCGAGCAACAGCAACAUCAAAACGCCUUGCUGAAACGAUUAGCAUUUAGAAAUAAAUAUACCGACAUCUCAGUUGACAAGUUGCUAAGCAAUUCCAGUGAUAUCCCAUCGGGUCAGAGUAGGUUUCCAUCAAAGUUGGGCCCGAGUCGAAACUACGAUAAUAGUGGCUCAUCGUCACCUCCACCACCUCCUAUUAUAAGCCCUUCUAAUCCCGAGUCAAGAAGGAAUAUUAGAAGCAUACCGAAACUAUCACAGUCAUUACCAUCGAGGACGUCAAAAACCUCACAAAAGUUGGUAUUGAUACCCGAUGAGCAAAGGCACGGCGGAUCGCCUCCACCAAGCUCAGGCAAUGAAGAUCGUUUGAUACAACCUCUUGAUAGUAGUUUGGAUAUACAGGCACAAAUUUCUCGGUCAAGAGCAGAACUAAUGCCAAAGGAGAAGCGAGCACAGGAGUUUAGUCGAAUGACUGCCUACUUUAUUUGCGAAGAAUUCAACCUAGCAUCUGUUGCCAAAUUUUUGAGAAAAAACCACGAGGUAAAGCCAAGGUUAUAUGAUGAAGCGUUGUACGUGCCAUAUACAUUGCCAUUGCUACCAGGAACCGAUGGGUUACGUGUCAAAUCGAAUAAUUCCAUCAAACUACAGGCCAAAAAUAAGCAUAUGGAAAAGAUGAUUAAUAAAUCGGAGCAAACUGACCAUCUUUAUGAAUAUUAUUCUGGAGUGGAAACCCCUGAAGAUGCUAACAAUUACUCGAUGGACCCAGAGUUGGAGAAUUUUGAUAACAGCAGCCCUUUUGAUCCUAGUGAGCCGCAAUUUUUUGCUCCUCCAUUGGAUGAAUCAAGAAUCAGCGAUGAUGGAGAUAGUGCAGACUCAAGAAGUGCCAAGAGUGACAAAAGCCCCAACAAAAGAUCAGUGGAGAUCCACAGCUCGCUGUCAUCUGUACAUAACCUGUCGGAUGUUUCUAAGCACCAUGCUGAAAUGUUUGUUUUAGCAUAUGGUGUUGUUGUGUUUUGGAACUUUUCCGAAGUUCACGAAAAGAAUAUUCUUGCUGAUUUAGCAUUUGCGGAGCAGGAACUUCUCAUAAACCCCAUCGACGAGCAAGAUAUUGAGACUGAGGAGUUCCACUUUGAGUAUGAUAGAGACAUACACAGACCUAGGAUAUAUAAUGAUAUGAUCACUUUACGAUCUAGUGAUCAUCUAAUAAAACUCACAAUGUCUCAUGCAAUAGCUCAGCUGACAAAAUUAGGUUUAUUUGAGAGCAGAAUGGUUAAUAUCUUGCACCUGAUAAGUAAACUCCCCAAGAAGUUGGCAUUGACGGGACGAUUGGGGUUAAAGCGGAACCAAUUAUUGAAGAAGUCAGGCAAGUUAUUCAAAUUGCGCGUCGAUGUCAACUUGUCCAGUUCGAUAUUGGAUACUCCCGAUUUCUUCUGGUCCUUUGAGCCUGCAUUGCAUCCUCUAUACAACGCUGUAAGGGAGUAUUUGGAGAUUGACCAGAGAGUCCAGGUGUUGAAUGAUCGGUGUAAAGUAUUUUUGGAGUUUUCCGAUAUCGUCACUGAUAGCAUGAACGAGAAGAAUACCAACCGAAUAACUUGGAUGUUGAUUAUCAUUAUAUUCCUCAGUCUUUUUGUUAGUGUUUUUGAGUUUAUAUUGGAAGUAUUGUAG